Harmonia axyridis is the source of this 1651-nucleotide messenger RNA. RefSeq names its product STAM-binding protein-like. Gene Ontology annotation, cellular component: membrane; endosome. The transcript is spliced from 2 exons. Bases 247 to 1629 code for a protein of 460 amino acids. The record is from RefSeq and is a predicted model, not a curated record. Gene Ontology annotation, biological process: protein K63-linked deubiquitination. NCBI's taxonomy places the organism in Eukaryota, Metazoa, Arthropoda, Insecta, Coleoptera, Coccinellidae. Gene Ontology annotation, molecular function: protein binding; metallopeptidase activity; K63-linked deubiquitinase activity.
UCUAUGUUUAUUACUCUAUGGGCAACAUUCAAAUCACCAUCUGUGGAUAUGAACCCUGAAUAUUCUUCAUGCAUCUCACUCUAUGUAAUUCACGAACGUUAUGUCAUCUUCCUGUCACCGUUUUUUUUGCCAUUCAACUUUUUUUUGUAUGAUCCUCUAAACUUUAGAUUAUACAGGGGUAGAAGCAGCGUUAUAAGGAUUGAAUAGAUGUUAAUCCCAAUUUAUUAGAAGAGUUAAAUUCGCAAUAUGAACGAUCAAUUUUUGGAUUGCUAUAAUAUAAGUGAUAAUAGCCUCAAUAGAGCUGAUCUAAAACCAAAAAAAAGAUACGAGAACUUGGUUGAAAGAAGCAAAACGACGCACAUAGACCAUCAAAUUCCUAUAAAAAGAUACAUCCAGAUAGCAGAUGCCUUACUUUUUGCCGCGAAGAAUUCUGAAAACAAGCAAGCUCAUGAAGCAGCACUGAUCAAUUACAUUCGGUAUCAAUCGUUGGUGAAGAAAUUGAGGACGCACAAAAAGUACAAGGAUAUACCGAUUGGAGACAGAUCUGCGUUCGAUUAUAAGUUGAAGAAUGUCAUGAAGAAUGUUAAAGCCAUCAGUGAGAUUGUCAUACAGGAAUACAAGAAGUUAUAUCAGAUAUCCAGGUUUGAUACACAGGAUCAAAAUUUGGAAGGGUAUCAAGAACAAAGACCAACCUUAUCGACUGUAAAGACAUUCAUCAGCGGUUACAAGGGAGAUUCUGUAAGAUUCUCAAGCCAGCCUUCACUAAGUGCCACCAGGUCAAUGAGCAGAUCUAGAUCAAAAAUGAUAGCCGACUCUUACUCUACCAUGAGUGUCCCGAUAUAUCGAGCCUUUUCUUCUAACUUGGACGUCAAUCUCGGCCUCAGACGUUCCAUAUUCCCUACUAAGCAAGUAAAGGAGUUUGACGUCAUUCACACCCAGAGGAAGAUAGUGAGGAGCCACAGAACUGUGAUAGUACCCAGCAGAAUAACCACUGAGUUCUCCUACCUCUCCUACAGGAACACCAAGCAAAACAUUGAGACUGUAGGGUAUCUAGCAGGUAGUGAACUGAAUGCUACUCAGUUUUUGGUUUCCCAUUUGAUACUUCCUGAGCAGGUAGGAUACUCUGAUUAUUUCAAGGUCAGGGAUUCGCUAGAACUGAUCAGGUAUCUAGACAUGCAUGACUUGUUGGUCUUAGGUUGGAUACACUCUCAUCCAAUGGAGUGCAACUACCUAUCCAGCAGCGACAUGCACUACCACAGCGUGUUUCAAAGCGUACUCCCAGAAGCUAUAGCUAUAGUGUAUAGUCCAAAGUUUAUGACCAGUACUACAUUCAAUCUUACGCCCAAUCACGGUCUCAAGUUCAUCUUGAACUGUAGGAAGAAGGGUUUCCACACACAUCCAACCAAUCCACCAAUCACAAUGGUAUCUCAGCAUGCUAUAACUGAUCUGUACGGGGAUCUGAUAGUGAAAGAUUUCAGGGAUAGCAGGAGAGGUCAAGGUGAGAUGGAUAAUCCUAAAUCAUCGAUUACUUCGAAUCUGUUUGAAAGGAUGCUCAGGGAUACUCAGUCUACUGAUGCAAGGCAUAGGAUAAGAAAGAGUGAAGUGAGUUUCGUACAUAUUGGUCGAUGAGAAUAAAGUUAUAAGGGGAUUA